UAUCGUUACCUUCUCGCUCACUUUAAGUCAUUAAAAGAGCCCGAACAUUCAGCCAAUUUCAGUGGAAGAAACCUUUAUAGGAGCAUUACAAUUCGUCUUGUUGGUAUGAAAACAAUGCAUGAGAAGUGUUCAUCGAAAGUUACUUUUAAUUAUUCUUAAUCCAAAUUGUUUGCCACCUUUUGAAAAUUUUACAUACAGUUUUAAUGAGGCAAAACCAUGUAACAUUUCGUAUCCUUUCUCUAGAAACUAGGAUCAGAAUCUCCAAGAAGACAACUAGGAUUCGUAACCUUCAUCUCUGGAUCUUGGGUUAUAAUUUGGUCCUCUGCCUCGGAAUCUCCUACCAUCUCUCGCAAUAAAGAGGUAUUUGACUGCUGGCAGCUCCACCAACCUUCCAGUAGGAUAUCGUACCUAGAACUAGGAGUCCGUUUUUUUGGGGAGGGGUGCAGAGUGUGUCCGUAAGAGAGCGGGAGGAGUGAAGUGAUGACGACCCUGCUUUGAGAACACCUGAUUCGAUGUCCUGUUGAAACCCGAUCCAAGGUUUGCGGUUUCUCAAGGCAAAAAAAAGCAACCCGCGGCACAUAUGAUUAGCUCAGUGUGUGUUUCAUCCUUUCGCGGGCGCAAGUCUGGGAACAAGCCUCCUUCCAAGACAUGUUUGAAAGGAGAUAUGGGCAGGAACGAGGACAGCGACAAGAUUGUCAUCAAUGUUGGUGGCAUUCGGCAUGAGACGUACAGGAGUACCCUCAAAACGCUGCCCGGGACCCGCUUGUCUUGGCUUACUGAACCCGACGCCUUCAGCAAUUUUGAUUAUGACCCUAAGACGGACGAGUUCUUCUUCGAUCGGCACCCUGCUGUAUUUGCCUAUAUCCUCAACUAUUACCGGACUGGGAAGCUACAUUGCCCGUCCGACGUGUGCGGGCCCCUCUUUGAAGAAGAGCUUGCUUUCUGGGGAGUAGAUGAGACGGACGUGGAGGCGUGCUGCUGGAUGAAUUACCGGCAGCAUCGGGACGCUGAAGAAGCACUGGACAGUUUUGAGGCUCCAGAGCCACCUGAGGAAGAUGAGGAUGGUGACCUCAAGAGAAUUUGCCUGCAGGAAGACGGCAGAAAUUUGGGCUGGUGGAAGAAAAUGCAGCCCAAGGUUUGGGCACUUUUCGAAGACCCAUAUUCUUCCAAGGCAGCCAGGUAUUGCGCCUUUAUAUCCCUGUUUUUCAUCCUAAUCUCCAUAACCACCUUCUGCCUGGAAACACAUGAAGCUUUUAAUAGACUCACCAACAAAACUGAAAUAUACAAGACUAAUAACAAAACCAGGGAGGAAGUAAUCUAUGAGAUGGAGACAGAGCCUUUCCUAACAUAUAUUGAGGGCGUGUGCGUCAUCUGGUUUACCUUUGAGUUUUUUAUGAGAGUCAUUUUCUGCCCCAACAAGAUUGAGUUCAUCAAAAGCACUUUGAAUAUUAUUGACUUUGUUGCCAUCCUUCCUUUCUAUUUAGAGGUUGGCCUGAGUGGACUGUCUUCCAAAGCAGCCAAAGAUGUUUUGGGCUUCCUCCGUGUGGUCCGAUUUGUCCGGAUCCUCCGAAUCUUCAAGCUAACACGCCAUUUUGUGGGGCUGAGAGUACUAGGGCACACAUUACGUGCUAGUACAAAUGAGUUUCUGCUACUCAUCAUUUUUCUGGCCCUUGGAGUCCUGAUCUUUGCCACCAUGAUCUACUAUGCAGAAAGGAUUGGGGCCAACCCCAAUGAUCCAACUGGUAGUAACCAUACCACUUUCAAAAACAUACCUAUUGGUUUCUGGUGGGCUGUGGUCACUAUGACAACCCUGGGUUAUGGUGAUAUGUAUCCAGAGACUUGGUCUGGCAUGCUUGUGGGAGCUCUUUGUGCUUUGGCUGGUGUACUGACAAUUGCAAUGCCUGUUCCUGUGAUUGUCAACAAUUUUGGAAUGUAUUACUCCCUUGCCAUGGCAAAGCAGAAGUUACCAAAGAAGAAGAAUAAACAUAUUCCUAGGCCACCCCAGCCUGGAUCACCAAACUACUGCAAACCUGACAUGCAAACACCCCAGAGGAGUGCCCAAGGAGACUCCUGUCCACUUGCCCAGGAAGAAAUUAUUGAAAUCAACAGAGCAGACUCUAAACAGAAUGGUGAUGCAGCAAAUGCAGCACUGGCGAAUGAGGACUGCCCAACAAUUGAUCAGGCCCUGUCACCAGAGGAGAAAUCUCCUGUCACUCCUGGAUCAAGGGAGAGAUAUAACCGAGACCGCGCCUGCUUUUUACUCUCCACUGGAGACUUUGCACACUCUCCUGAUGGCAAUAUCCGCAAAGGCAGCCCGGUGGCUGAAGAUUGCUUUGACCGAGUUGGAGGUGCAGAACAGUUAUGGUACACAGGAAAUCAUGCAGCAACCAAUUCAGAGAGUGCAAAGACUAUGAAAACACGGAGUGCCUCCCUUGACACAAUGGCAAUGGAGAGAAGAUUUUUGGCGAAAAAAGGUUGCUUGCUCAAUGCACACAUCGGAUAA
Molecule: messenger RNA, 2503 nt
Organism: Protopterus annectens (West African lungfish)
Lineage: Eukaryota; Metazoa; Chordata; Ceratodontiformes; Protopteridae
Gene: KCNC3
Product: potassium voltage-gated channel subfamily C member 3
Exons: 4
Coding region: 581-2503 (640 amino acids)
Biological process (GO): potassium ion transmembrane transport; protein homooligomerization
Cellular component (GO): axon; voltage-gated potassium channel complex; neuronal cell body membrane
Molecular function (GO): delayed rectifier potassium channel activity; protein binding
Source: RefSeq, a predicted model, not a curated record